AACAGCUUCAGGGAGCAGAACAGAGGUCUCUGGUUUGGAGAGUGAAUCCUGAUCUUCAAAUAGCUGAAACUCCAGAACAAGUGAAUAGACAUUUUUUUCCUUGGAAGAAUGGGGUCCCAUUUACUUGAAGUUCCUGAGAGAGCUCCUGAUCCUAGACUGUAGCCACAGGGCCAUACCGAGGCCAGGCAGAGAUCAGUGAACAAGAGGAGUCUCAGUUCAGAACAGGUAGGAAGGAACAAGGAACAGCUGCGAUGGCUUCAGGAGUCCUGGUGAACAUAAAGGAGGUGAUGACCUGCCCCAUCUGCUUGGAGCUCCUAACAGAACCCAUGAGCCUGGACUGUGGGCACAGCUUCUGCCAAGCCUGCAUCACUGCAAACAAUGGGGAGUCCGUCAUCAGCCAAGGAGAGAGCAGCUGCCCUGUGUGCAGGAUCAGAUACCAGCCUGGGAACCUGCGGCCUAGUCUGCAUUUGGCUAACAUAGUGGAGGUGCUCAAGGAGGUCAAGGUGAGCCCAGAGGAGGAGCAAAAGAGUGAUCUCUGUGUGCACCAUGGAGAGAAACUCCUGCUCUUCUGCAAGGAGGAUGGGAAGAUCAUCUGCUGGCUUUGUGAGCGGUCUCAGGAGCACCGUGGUCACCACACAUUCCUCAUGGAGGAGAUUGCCCAGGAGUACCAGGAGAAGAUCCAGAGAGCUCUGGCCAGUCUGAUUGCAAAGCAGCAGAAAGCUGAAAAAUUGGGAGCUUACCUUGAAGAGGAAACAACUUCCUGGAAGAAUCUAAUAGAAAAUGAAAGCCAAAGUAUCCAGGAUUAUUAUAAAGAACUGAGAGGUAUCCUGGACCAUGAGGAAGAGAAGGAGCUGCAAAGGCUGGAGACAGAGGAGAGAAGUGUUCUCAGUUACCUGGCCCAGGGUGGCAGUGAGCUCACCCAGCAGAGCCAGUUGUUGAGAGAUCUCAUCUGGGAUCUGCAGUGUCGGUUGCAGGGGUCAACAGCAGAGAUGCUGCAGGAUGUGAAUGGCAUCCUGAAAAGGAGUGAGACCUUCACUCUGAGGAAGCUAGAAACUCUUUCCAAGAAACAAAGAAGAGUGUUCCAAGUUCCUGAUCUGAGAGGGAUGCUGCAAGUGUUUAAUGAACUAACAGAGGUGCGCCGCUACUGGGCAAAUAUGACCCUGGAUCAUCAGAGGGCUAAUUCAAAUAUUUCUACUAAUGCAUAUAAGAGAGAAGUGAGAAGUGACUUCUUUGACUGUUAUCAAAAAGCACAUUAUCCAUAUAAGAGAGAAGAAGAUGAGGAUAAUGGUGUCCUGGGAUUACCGCCUAUUACAUCAGGGAAGCAUUACUGGGAGGUAGACGUGUCACAGACACAUGCCUGGAUUUUGGGGGUAUGUAAGAAGAAAAUUUACCCCAAUAGGGUGAAUUUUAGAAAACAAGAUAAAAAUCAUCAGCCUGUUUGCUCUCAGUAUCAACCUAAAAAUGGUUACUGGGUUAUAGGGUUACAGAAUGAGUCUGAAUAUAAGGCUUUUGUGGAUUCUCCCUCCUCCGAACCCUCAUCCUUACCCCUGUUCCUGAAGGUUCCUCCCCGUCGUAUUGGAGUUUUCCUAGACUAUAAUACUUCUAAUAUCUCAUUUUUGAAUAUCACAAACCAUGGGUUUCUCAUCUAUAAAUUCUCUUCAUGUUUGUUUAAUAAUGAAGUGUAUCCAUAUUUCAAUUUUAUGAAUUGUCCUGGCUCCCUGAAACUGUGUUCUCCAAGCUCUUAAACCUCUCAUACCUUCACCCACUUCUGUGUAGUAGAGCCUCUUUCCUUGAAUGAAUCUAACAAACUGAGUUUUUCUGCAUCACUGUCACCAUCUUAUCUUUGUUGCUACUUUUCUUCUGAUUUGAAUACCCUUCCAUCAUCAGUAGGGUAUACAAUUUGCCACAUGUUAUAUUUAUCCCAAUAUCUUACUUUUAUUAAUAAAGAAUCAUGAUUAAUCAUUUUUAUAAUUCUAAGGAAAAUGACUAAUGCUUCAUAAAAAAAAAUGACAUGCAUAUUGGUAACAUCUCUACCAAUUUUUAAAAUCUCAUAUCCUCUGCCUCUGAUGGAGAAGAUGAUAGAAAGCUUUUUAACAGCUUUUGUACAUUAUUAAAAACCCUGUAUAGGAGUCAUUCACUUCAGAAUGAGUCCUCAGGUGUGUGUCAAUUUACCCCAUGAUGUUCUUUAUUCAUCAAAAAGUGGAGAAAAUAUUAUAAAUAAUAUGUACCAAGAGUGAAAGCUUUGUGUCCAGAGUGUCUGAAUUCAAAUCCAGUCUCUUCACAUAUGCACAGUGAACCAUAAAUAAAAUACUUGAAUGCUGAUUUUAUUUUCUUUAAAUAGUCCUGGUAAUAAAAUCCACCAUAGUUAGAAUCAUUGUGAGAAGCAAAAUGUCAUUAAGUGUAUAACAUGUAAGUGUCUCAACUGAAUAAACAUUUUUCCUAUUCAUUACUGAGAAAUAUAAA
Messenger RNA from Pipistrellus kuhlii (Kuhl's pipistrelle), 2463 nucleotides. Its product is annotated as tripartite motif-containing protein 5-like. The record is from RefSeq and is a predicted model, not a curated record. The transcript has 10 exons. The coding region runs from base 252 to 1745 and encodes 497 amino acids. Gene Ontology annotation, molecular function: zinc ion binding; protein binding. NCBI's taxonomy places the organism in Eukaryota, Metazoa, Chordata, Mammalia, Chiroptera, Vespertilionidae.